Molecule: messenger RNA, 870 nt
Organism: Stylophora pistillata
Lineage: Eukaryota; Metazoa; Cnidaria; Anthozoa; Scleractinia; Pocilloporidae
Source: RefSeq, a predicted model, not a curated record
AUGUCCGAUAAUGGAAAAACAAUUCGAGGAUCCGGAAAGGAAAUUGUCAAGAUUGCACGGUCGAAAGAAGUCUUGCGUUACUUAGCCAUCAAUGGUGUCAGCUGGAGAUUUAUUAUUGAGAAGGCCCCUUGGUGGGGAGGCGCCUUCUGGGAGAGAUUAAUCCAGAGCAUCAGGUGUUGUAUGAAAAAGUCCCUUGGCAGAACCACCUCAAGCUACGAUGAGUUAAACACCUUGCUUGUCGAGAUCGAAUCCAUCGUUAACUCAAGACCUCUGACCUACGUGGAGGACGAUCAAGAUGGCGUGAGUUACACACUUUCCCCUUCGUACCUAAUCAAUGGGCAACGAGUAACCAAUACUGCGAACGACGGUCAUUUUGAGGUCAUCAGCACCGACGAAUCGCUUACACGAAGAGCAAGACAUCAUCGCCAUCUUCUUCGCCAAUUUACUGACCAAUGGAGAAAAAUCUAUCUGUUGAAUCUUGGAGAGAGACAUGCACAAGUCACAAAGAAUCGAAAAGAAGCUGACAUAGUCAUCAGAGAUGUAGUCAUUCUCAAGAACGAUACAUCAAACAGAAUGGUCUGGAAAUUAGCUAAAGUGGAAGAACUUUUCCCGAGAAAGGAUGGUGACAUCCGAGCUGCUAUUAUCAAAGUCUCAAGUGCAGAUCGUAUUCCUCGUCUGUUGAAACGAAGUGGCAAACAUUUGUUUCCACUUAGAGUCAACAGCAACAAUGACAUUAAUCAAAUUGAAGAGUACGGAGCCAAACCAACGAGCGGUUCUCCUGUUCAUGAUACUCCGAACACUUCUGCAAACACUACACCACGUCGCAAUGCUGCAAUGAGGUGUGAACUCAUGCGAAGAUUUCGUACUUGA